Molecule: messenger RNA, 2133 nt
Organism: Talpa occidentalis (Iberian mole)
Lineage: Eukaryota; Metazoa; Chordata; Mammalia; Eulipotyphla; Talpidae
Gene: NCF2
Product: neutrophil cytosolic factor 2
Exons: 15
Coding region: 181-1755 (524 amino acids)
Biological process (GO): superoxide anion generation
Molecular function (GO): superoxide-generating NADPH oxidase activator activity; protein binding
Source: RefSeq, a predicted model, not a curated record
AGUGGGGACAUUUCCUGGCUCAUUUGCAACACAGAGAAGUUGAGUGAAGGGACGCUGGCGCCAUUUGGAGCACAGAACUGGGAAGUGAAGGCAGGGCUGUGGGCCAUAGGGCAGGAGGGAGCCCUGUCCACCCUCCCCAUCUCCCCACAGAACUGCCAGCCACCUGCUCUCCACCUGACCAUGUCCUUGGCCGAGGCCAUCAGACUCUGGAAUGAAGGGGUGCUGGCAGCCGACAAGAAGGACUGGAAGGGAGCCCUGGAAGCCUUCAGCGCAGUCCAGGACCCCCACUCCAGGAUUUGCUUCAACAUUGGCUGCAUGCACACCAUCCUGGGAAACAUGCGGGAGGCGGAGAAGGCUUUCACCAAAAGCAUUCUCCGGGACAAGCACUUGGCAGUGGCCUACUUCCAGAGAGGGAUGCUCUGCUACCAGAUGGAGAAUUAUGACUCAGCUAUUAAAGACCUAAAAGAUGCCUUGACUCAGCUUCGAGGGAACCAGCUGAUAGACUACAAGAUUCUGGGGCUGCAGUUCAAGCUGUUUGCCUGUGAGGUGUUGUAUAAUAUUGCUUUCAUGUAUGCCAAGAGGGAGGAAUGGAAAAAGGCUGAAGAACAGUUAGCGUUGGCCAUGAGCAUGAAGUCGGAGCCCAGACAUUCCAAAAUCGACAAAGCUAUGGAAUGUGUCUGGAAACAGAAGCUGUACGAACCAGUGGUGAUCCCAGUGGGAAAGCUGUUUCGACCAAAUGAGAAACAGGUGGCUCAGCUGGCCAAGAAGGAUUACCUAGGCAAGGCCACGGUGGUGGCUUCUGUGGUGGAUCAAGACAGCUUUUCUGGGUUUGCUCCUUUGCAGCCGCAGGCAGCUGAGCCUCCACCCAGACCCAAAACACCAGAAACCUUCAGGGCUCUGGAGGGAGAAGCCCAUCGAGUGCUCUUUGGGUUUGUGCCUAAGACCCAAGAGGAGCUCCAGGUCAUGCCAGGGAACAUCGUCUUCGUGUUGAAGAAGAGCAACGACAACUGGGCUACGGUCAUGUUCAACGGGCAGAAGGGGCUUGUUCCCUGUAACUACCUCGAGCCGGUGGAGCUACGGAUCCAUCCUCAACAGCAGCCCCAGGAAACCUUUCUGGAGUCUGACGUCCCAGCCCCUCCCAGUUCCAGCGCCCCUGGGAGACCCCCGUUGUCAUCAGGUCAGAACGAGAAAGAAGAGCCCAAGGAGGUACAGCUCAGCGUUCCCAUGCCCUACACCCUCAAGGUGCAUUAUAAGUACACGGUGAUCCUGGAGACGCAGCUGGGGCUGCCCUAUAGCCAGGUCCUCGACGCAGUGUCUAAGAAACUGCAGCUCUUGCCAGAACACACUCAGCUCAGCUAUCGAUCUCGAGACAGCAAUAAGCUGGUCCCCCUUUCAGAGAACAUGAAGGAUGCUUGGGAGCAUGUGAAAAACUACUGCCUGACUCUGUGGUGUGAGUACACCGUGGGUGACCAAGGUUUUCCAGAUGAACCCAAGGAAAAUGAAAAAUCUGAUGUUAAUAACCAGACAACAGAAGAUCAGUUUAAGGAAGGGAGCCAAGUAGUAGCUCUCUUCAAUUAUGAGGCUACUCAGCCAGAAGACCUAGACUUUCUGGAAGGCAAUGUAAUCCAGGUUAUAUCAAUAGUGAAUGAAGAAUGGCUGGAAGGAGAGUGCAAUGGCAAGGUUGGCAUUUUCCCCAAAGCUUUUGUUGGAGAACGUGCAACUGCAUACUUGGAAAGUGCUCCUCAAGGGAUCUAGGAUGUUUCACAACCUGCUAAGCUGAAGAAAAGUAGUACUAUCAUUGGCAAGACUGCGCACAUGUCUGCAGUGCAGUACCCUGUACUGUACAGACAUUAUUUGGAAGUGUUGACUAUUACUUUUUUCCCUGUUAAAAUUUCACACUGAUGUGAGAAUUUAGGAUGAUUACCCUAAGGGUGGAGGAGUAGGGUGAAAGAAGUAUCUGGAAUCUGGAAGGGCACUAGAGGGUCUUCUGAUACCUGUUUCUUGGUAAGUGCUGGCUACCCUGGUUUGUCUACUUUAUGAAAAUUCAUGGAAUUGAACACUUGUGACUGGUGCGCUUCUGUGUAUGUUUGGUACCUCAAUAAAAAACUCAUAAACAAGACACCCAGAGUCCAG